AUGUCUAGAAAGAAGAAUAUUCUCAAGGUGAUCAUUCUAGGUGAUUCUGGUGUCGGGAAAACCUCUUUGAUGCACCGUUAUGUGAAUGAUAAGUACUCCCAACAAUACAAAGCGACGAUAGGUGCCGAUUUUCUUACCAAGGAAGUGAUUGUGAACGAUGAUAAGGUUGCAACGAUGCAAGUAUGGGACACUGCUGGACAGGAGAGAUUCCAAUCGCUCGGAGUAGCCUUUUAUAGGGGUGCUGAUUGUUGUGUAUUGGUAUACGAUGUCACGAACGCAAAGUCUUUUGACAACAUCAAGUCCUGGAGGGACGAGUUUUUGGUCCAUGCCAAUGUUUCCUCGCCAGAAACUUUCCCCUUUGUGAUUUUAGCCAACAAGGUGGACGUAGAAGAGUCCAAAAAAGUGGUUUCAUCGAGAUCUGCUCAAGAGUUGGCAAAGUCGUUGGGCAACGUGCCCUUGUUCUUCACUAGUGCAAAGGACGCUAUCAACGUCCAAGAUGCAUUUGAGGAAAUUGCUCGCAGCGCAUUACAGCAAAGUCAAUCAGAUGCAGAUGCAUACGAAGACGAUUUGAAUGAAGCAAUCAACAUCCAAUUGGAUGGAGAACCAAGCUCAUGUAGCUGCUGA
Kluyveromyces marxianus DMKU3-1042 is the source of this 624-nucleotide messenger RNA. RefSeq names its product Rab family GTPase YPT7 (gene YPT7). The record is from RefSeq and is a predicted model, not a curated record. Gene Ontology annotation, cellular component: vacuole; fungal-type vacuole membrane; phagocytic vesicle. Gene Ontology annotation, biological process: regulation of vacuole fusion, non-autophagic. Gene Ontology annotation, molecular function: GTP binding; GTPase activity. The transcript has a single exon. Lineage: Eukaryota; Fungi; Ascomycota; Saccharomycetes; Saccharomycetales; Saccharomycetaceae. The coding region runs from base 1 to 624 and encodes 207 amino acids.